Molecule: messenger RNA, 1398 nt
Organism: Striga hermonthica
Lineage: Eukaryota; Viridiplantae; Streptophyta; Magnoliopsida; Lamiales; Orobanchaceae
Source: the annotation of a GenBank genome assembly
AUGGUGCUGCCGGAGAUGGAACUCAUGGCUUCGGCCAUCGGAGUCUCGGUCCCCGUCCUCCGCUUCUUGCUAUGCUUCGUGGCGACCAUUCCGGUGAGCUUCCUUCACCGGUUCGUCCCCGGCGGACCCUCCGCCCGCCACCUCUACGCCGCCGCCACCGGGGCAGCCCUAUCCUACCUGUCUUUUGGGUUCUCGUCGAAUUUGCAUUUCCUCGUGCCGAUGGUCUCGGGCUACGCGUCGAUGGUAAUCUGCCGGAAGUACUGUGGGGUUGUUACUUUCUUUCUGGCUUUUGGGUACCUCAUUGGAUGCCAUGUAUACUACAUGAGCGGAGAUGCAUGGAAGGAAGGAGGUAUAGAUGCUACAGGAGCUCUGAUGGUAAUAACACUAAAAAUCAUAUCGUGCGCCAUUAAUUACAAUGACGGACUGCUGAAGGAGGAAGGUCUGCGUGAAGCACAAAAGAAAAAUCGGUUGCUCAAAUUGCCAUCAUUACUUGAGUACACGGGUUACUGUCUCUGUUGUGGAAGUCACUUUGCAGGUCCCGUGUAUGAAAUGAAAGACUAUCUUGAAUGGACUGAGAGGAAAUGGAUUUGGCUGGCUUCAAAAGAUGGAUUUACCCCCUCUCCUUAUUGGCCUACUUUUAGGGCUCUUAUUCAAGCUGCUUUCUGUAUGGGCUUGUAUUUGUAUCUUGUACCACAUUACCCACUUUCCCGAUUUACAGAACCGGUAUACCAAGAAUAUGGGUUCUGGAAAAAGUUGAGUUACCAGUACAUGUCAGGCUUCACUGCUCGUUGGAAGUACUAUUUUAUUUGGUCCAUAUCAGAAGCUUCUAUUAUUGUUUCUGGCCUGGGAUUCAGUGGCUGGAAAGAUUCAAAUCCACCAGAACCUCGAUGGGAUCGUGCAAAAAAUGUUGAUAUUCUAGGUGUUGAGUUGGCCAAGAGUUCCGUGCAGCUACCACUUGUGUGGAAUAUUCAAGUCAGCACCUGGCUAAGGCAAUAUGUCUAUGAGAGGCUGAUUCAGAAAGGCAAGAAACCAGGCUUCUUCCAGUUGCUGGCAACUCAAACCGUAAGCGCCGUGUGGCAUGGAUUAUAUCCUGGGUACCUCAUGUUCUUUGUUCAAUCUGCUUUAAUGAUAGCUGGUUCAAGAGUAAUUUACAGAUGGCAGCAAGCAAGCCAAGUGGCUCUAGUCAAGAAGCUGCUCGAUCUAUUCAACUUUGCUUACACGCUAUUGGUUCUCAACUACUCUGCCGUUGGUUUCAUGGUGUUAAGCUUGCAUGAAACGUUAACCGCAUACAGAAGUGUGUACUACAUAGGGACCAUCAUCCCAGUUGUCCUAAUCCUGCUAGGCAAAGUCAUCAAGCCAGCAAGGCCAGCCAGGUCAAAAGUACGGAAAGAUGAAUGA